Molecule: messenger RNA, 2299 nt
Organism: Brassica napus (rape)
Lineage: Eukaryota; Viridiplantae; Streptophyta; Magnoliopsida; Brassicales; Brassicaceae
Product: kinase-interacting family protein-like
Exons: 1
Coding region: 1114-1953 (279 amino acids)
Molecular function (GO): actin binding
Source: RefSeq, a predicted model, not a curated record
UUUUAUGUGUUCAUUUAACAUCUCUAAUUCUUAUAACCUUUGUGAUAUAUUUUUAGGAUUUACAUUGGAGCAAUGUUUCUAUUUAGUGCAUACUGGAUAUAUAGUAUGUAAGUAAACAUAUUUUGUUACUAACAUCUAUAAUUCUUAUAACCUUUGUGAUAUAUUUUUAGGAUUUACAUAUGUGUUGAUUUAACAUCUAUAAUUCUUAUAACCUUUGUGAUAUAUUUUUAGGAUUUACAUUGGAGCAAUGUUUCUAUUUAGUGCAUACUGGAUAUAUAGUAUGUAAGUAAACAUAUUUUGUUACUAACUGAAACAUCAACUCUUAUAAAAUGGACUUUGAUUUAUGUAGGUUUCAUGAAGCUUACAACUACAAACAUUUGAUUUAAGAAGAUAUUUUUGUCUCUUUUAUGAUAAACAAAUCUCCAAUUAUAUAGAAUACACUCUUUAUAACUGUUGAUUUAAAAUUUGAACAAGAUCUCCAAAUACAACUAUAAUUUUUUUUAUUAAGUGGAUACUGCUGCCUCUUUUAUAACUGCUGAUUUAAAAUCUAUUAUUCGAUAUACCAUUUUUAGGAUUUUCUUUGGAAAAUGCAUUCAUUAUUCUCACUGGAUAGAUACUAAGUAAACACGUUUUCUUACUAAUAUGAAUGUUUAAAAUUCGAAUAAUAAUGAAUAUAAUUACAAAAUUUGAAUUAAGCGCAAAUCUCUGCUUCUUUUAUGAUAACAAAUCUCCAAAUUUCUCAGCUCUCUCUCUAUGACUUUUCUGAAUCUGUAGAUUCUCCUCACCUUUUCUGUAUAUUUUGCAGCAAUUAGGUCCCAUUAAUGUUCAGAUCAUCUCACUGAUUCUUUCGUUUUGCUAUUUUUUCUUUUAUAUUUUUGCAAAAAUGUGGGAUUUUGAUUUUCCUUGAAGCUCAAGAUUUACUCUGCGUUCCCCUAAACAUCAAAAUAACUCUCUGUCUGAAGAAAAAAUCCAUAUGGAUGCCUCUCAGCCUCCUCUUCCACCAUUGCCAUCUCUCUCCGGUACACUAACCAAACUUUCUGUCUAUUUAAUGCUUACUUUGGUCUACAUUGCUGUUUGAAAAUUUGUUUUUUACACGUAGAGCUUGAAUCUCGGAUGCAAGUAUUGCGCGUCUCAGCUCUUGAAGAAAACCAAACCGGUGAAACACUUUCUCAGCGUGCUGAAUGGUUUUACCAGAGACGUCCUCUCCUUCUCUCACUCUGUGAAGAUCUCUACGAUAGUUACACAACUCUACUGAACCGUUACAACCACGCCAAACCACAAAACCUCCCUAAACCUGUUUCUCAUGACAAUGAUUCCAACGAUGAUACUGACACCAGUUCUGAAGUUACGAGCCUCUUAUCCUUCCAACAGAUGCAAAUCACCACUUGUGAUAAGCAGAAAAUCGAAGAUUUAGUCUCGCAGCUCGUGACCGCAAGCACGGAGAAAGAUACGGCGCAGGAAGAGUUGCGUCGCGGAGAACAAAAGUUCCGAGAAGCUUCCAAGACGAUCGAGCUGUUAAAGAAGCUUGUGACGUUGCUUGACAUGGAGAAAGAAGUAGCGGUAGAGCAAACAGCGAAUCUUGGAUACAAACUCACUUCUCUCUUGGAAGAGAACAGAGACCUCGCCACCGAAGCGCUGUUCAUGAAAAAAGAAGCAGUGAGGCUCGCUAGAUGCGUGCUUAAGAUGAGGGACGAUCAUUUUCACGAGAUGUGUCUUCUACAGAACCAAGUGUACGCGUUGCAGUCUUCAUCGAGAGAGUCUGUUUAUGAAAACGAAACCUCGCCGAGAUGCUUCGGAUUGGAUAAGAGCAAGAGCAAGAAGAGAAAGAUGAGUGAAACAAGAACCGAACCUGGAGAGAAGAAGAGGAAGUCUAAGUGGUUGAAGAGACUUAAUCCGUUUAUCAAAUCCAGCGUCAGCCCAUCGCCUGCUUUGCUCCAUCGUCCUGCACAAUAAAUUAUUUCACUCUUUACGUUGAAUUUUGCAUAUUUUAUUACACUAGUUAGCAUGCUUUGCAAUAAUGUUUGUCUGCUUAAGUUCUACUUGCCAUGUUAAACAUAGCAGCCUGUUCAUGUUUUCUAAUCCAUAGUAAGAAGUAGUGCUGAAUAAUCUGCUUUGAUUCAACUUGUUUGAUGUUUACUAAUAUGAGUUGACUGAAAUGGAUGCAGUAAAUAAACUGAGACUGGCACACAACUCUGAUGAUCAAGCUAGUAGUGGUAUGAGAUUCAACUAAUUUAUCACGUACACAUUGUAGCGAUGAGAUCUUAUUCAGAGGCUACCUUGUUCUGUAAUCAUCAUUAUA